Molecule: messenger RNA, 1869 nt
Organism: Porites evermanni
Lineage: Eukaryota; Metazoa; Cnidaria; Anthozoa; Scleractinia; Poritidae
Source: the annotation of a GenBank genome assembly
AUGGCGUGUGCUCUUCAAUGCCGUAAACGUGUCGUCUGUUUGUCCUUUAACUUUGCUGUAUAUUCUCGAAGCAAGAAAUGUAAACUGCUGCAGGGGGACAAGUACACUUCUCCAAACAAUUUCCAACCAAGUCCUCUGUACCAUGAUCAUUACAGCAGAAUAGUAAGUACUUAUUAAAAGAUUGUUACCCUGUUUUGCGUAUGUGCGGUGUUUCAUGACACUUACUAGGAAAUUCCAUUCUCGCCCCCAACUCCUGUUGAUCCUAUAUUUUUGCAAUUGUUUUUAUUUUGUUUUUAUUUAUUUAUUUAUUUUUUAUUAUUUUUCUUGAAGGAGAAUUUUAUGCUUUGGGAUAGAUCAACAAUUUGGUUCAAAGAUUAAAGAAAAUAACACCUUUUUUAUUCGUUUUGCUUUCAGAGUCCGUGUGAAUACAACCCUUGCAAAGACAACACCACAUGUCGACCACUUUACAACGUGAAUGGUUUUUUGUGCGAAGUUGUCGAAGGACGAAUUAAAAAAGGUACGAUCAUAGUAACUAUUGGCGACAUCUUUUCUAGAGUGAAUGACACCGUUAAAAUUUUACUAUUUAAUCAUGAAUUGUGGUGCAAAUUUGUUGCAAAUUUAAAACUCCGCCUGUUUAUUUUAUUUAUUCAUUUUCGGUCACGUGGACCUUAACUAUUAGAAAAACUAGAAAGGUCCUGAAGGUCUGUUGCUGAAUCUUCAUGUCGUUCUCUCCUCCGCCGAAGCCUCUUCGUGUCGUAGAGAAGCUGGGGAGAAUGAACUGACAAACUGACAUUUUGAAAUACUUGGCUGUUUUGUUCGAUGUUUUGGUUUUGGGGUUGGUUUUUUGAUAAUGUUUGUUCGUUUGCUUUUUUAGUUUCUUACAUAGUGGAUAAUCAUUGUAUACUCUACUUUUAAGUAGAUUAAAAUGUUCUUUGCAUUUCUUGGACUGAAUUUGCUUCAUGUUUACAGUAGUUAGAGUUUUGGAUAAUAACAGACCUUAUGAAUGGCGUUUAGGGUUGGUCAGAAAUAUUCAAAAGCAUUAUUCAGCACUAUUUUGAUACCCAUCAUAUCAAAUUCGGUUAUUGACCAAAGACCGUCACAAAUUCCUUAAGGAUAAGGAUACAAAAUUUACGACUUCAAAAUGGUCUAUUCAAUAUUUUUUCUUGGCUGAAACACUUAGUGUGACAGUAAUUUUCCUUUUUUUUUUAGCUGUUUUUUUUUUUUUUUUUUUUUCCCCGCCCCUUUGGUUAAAAUGAAAAACGGGAGGGGGGUUUUUUGGUCCAAGAAUGUUUUUUUUGGCCGCUUCCAAUUACUUACCUAUGGGGACAUCUUUAACUUUUAAUCUUUUUUCAACGUCUGAAUUUUCACGGUCAAACCCAAAAAAUUUCCAUUUUGUUAUUUUUUUAAAAAACAUAAAAUAAAAUUGUGUGUUUGGACAAAGAAAGUAAAAAAUACUUUAAAAAUUAGAUUAAAAAAUUUACAACUUAAAAAAGGUUUUUUAAUUAUUUUUUUUUGGCUCAAAAAUUUUGUUUUAAAAUAAUUUUCUUUUUUUUUUUAGUUUUUUUUUUUUUUUUUUUUUUUUCAGCUGCCCCUUGGUUUAAAAUGAAUAACGAGAGUGUGUGUUUUGGUGCCAAGAAUGAUUCAUUCGGCAGCUUCAAUGUACUACACUAUGGGACCAUCUUAACAUUUAAGCUUGUUUCCAAGUCUGGAUAUGUCACGUGCAACUCAAAGAACUUACCGUAUGGCAGCCACUGGACAUGUAAUAACCAAGAAAGAAUCGGAACAAUAAUCACUAAUGCUGAAAACAAAGUAAUCUUCCCUCAUAAUUACAAGACUCACGUCUUUCACGCUACCAAGCUACAAUUGUAA